Molecule: messenger RNA, 1797 nt
Organism: Clonostachys rhizophaga
Lineage: Eukaryota; Fungi; Ascomycota; Sordariomycetes; Hypocreales; Bionectriaceae
Source: the annotation of a GenBank genome assembly
AUGGAGGAAGCACGGGGCAGCCUCUCCAGCGUUCCUCGAGAGAUACUCGACCACAUAGUCUCCUACCUACCCAACGGAGACAAGAAAAGCCUCCGCCAGGCUUCUUCCUUCUUUGCCGAGACCGUGAAGAUCCGCAUUUCACGCGUUUUUCUCUCCGCCAACCCACGAAAUAUCGAAGUCCUUAAGGCCAUCGCCGAUCACGAGACCCGGCGACAUCAUGUUGAGCAACUCAUUUGGGACGACAGUCUUCUGGCGACUCCAGCCAACCUUGGGCAAAUGCGGGUUAAAAGUGAAUACCGCAACUCUUAUGGGGGUUUUUGGAUACCCCCAAAACCUGAGAUUAUCGAGAAUCGACAGCGUCUGCUUCGACAGACUCUGGGCAAGCGAGAUGUGCGAGAUCAGUUUAUGUUUCACGAACUGUACACCGAAGCAUGUGAGGUAAACAUUUGUGACAUCCGCGCCAGGCGAGGUAAUGACUGCGAUACGCCAGCUCACCUGGAGCGAGAGGAAAGAGUGAAGAACGAGAUGCCCAUCAUACACUCAGUUCGUUACUAUAGAGAGCUAUGUGAUCAACAAGGGGAAGUUAUCCGCACCGACGGAGCCAUUUGCGCCUUUCGAAUUGCUCUCGACCGGUUCCCAAAUCUGAGGAGAGUCACCAUCACGCCUGCUUGUCACGGGUUUCUCUUCACUCCAUUGUAUGAGACCCCGAUGAUCCGUGAUUUCCCCAAGGGCUUCAACUAUCCGAUCCCACGGUCAUGGCCAUCGGACCUAGGUAAAACCGACAGUCGCCCCGUACACCGUUGGCCUCGCUUUCAUCAGACUUCAAAGAUGAUAUGGUAUGGCAUCCGGGUCGUUCUAAAGGACCUGGCCCUGCAGCAAAACCGAGUAACCGAGCUUGAAAUCAACGUUCACGGCCUAGACUAUGGCGUGCCCGUCGACAUGUUCCACUCCAGGAACGAUGAGUCUAGGUACUUCAACACGCUCGCCACUAAACUAAGACGCCUAGAUUUAUCCAUCGAAGUCCCACCCUCAAGAACUGGCAAUCCUCUCGAGGAAAUCAGCCAGUCCAUCCGCCAGGCUCUUGAUCACAGUCCGUAUCUGCAUCACUUCAGUUUGCACUGCAACCGCCAAGGCUAUGACGGGCGUUUCCCGCCUCUCCGCACCUUUUUCCCCAUCGACAACUGGAAUCGGCUUCAGCACUUCGGACUAACAGGCUUCAAGGUGGAUAUCGACGACUUGGUCGACUUCCUGUCUUCCAUGCCGGCCACCUUGAGCUCUCUGGAGCUUAGCUUUCUCCGUUUCCAGACGGGAGCGGGAGGGGAUAACUAUUACGAUCUGAUGCAGGCCAUGCGAAACAGGCUCGGAUGGAGCAUUAGAUCCGAGGAUGACAGACCCAAGAUUAUCAUCCGGGUAGAGGUGGGGGAGCCAGUGCCUGGUCGGUACGUUACGGCCGACAAGGAGGUCGAGGAAUUCAUGUACGGUGAUGGGCCUAACCCCUUCUCUUGCGAAACGGGGCCAGACGAGUUCGGUUGUUAUUUUAACGAGCUAUGCGAGAAGGGGAUAACGCAUGACGAGUUUGACCCGGCAUAUGAGCGGCCUAAUCUGGUCAAUGAGGAACUUGUCGCCUUGGGCAUCAUCAAGGAUGCUCGCUGUCUCGAAGAUUUGACCUACGAUGUCGAUGACGAGUCUCAGGACACUGAGCUGGAUGAUGAGGGCGGCUAUGACUAUGACAGCCAGGACGGCUCCAGUGAGGAAGACGAUGAUUACGAAUGGUCUGGUUCUGCUGCCUCUGAGUAA